AUGUCGAAAAGGCUAGGACACGUCCUGCCCGUCCACCGGCUUCGUGCAUCACAAUGUCGGCGAGCACCAUCACUCAUUUGCCAGAAAGUUCAAGCGCGUGCGUUCUCAGAUGUCCAGCAGCACAGCUCAAAUACGCCUGCAUCAGGCAGCCAUGGGUUUGUGCAACCGCGGGGCGCUGCAUCACCCGGGACGGCCAGUGCGUCGAUAGAAGAGCUCGAGGAGCACCUUAACGAACUGUUUCCGCCCCUCAAGUUCCCCCCAGACCUUGCGGCGCGGAUACUAACGCACUCGAGUCACCCUGAAGCGGUCCAGAGACAUAACGCGCGGUUGAGCUUCAUAGGCAGACGAGUGCUGCAGUCGUACCUUCUUCUCUUCCUGCAUGGCUCGCCCGCGCUGCAGCCCGUACAUGAGUACGAACUGAUUGCCGCGCGCGCGAUCAAUACGUACAUGCUCGGAGAAUUCGUCGCACCGCACUGGGAGCUCGGCCGGGUGCUGAGGUGGACGCCUGUGCACACCGGGCCACUCUCUAUGGCGGCAGUGCAGCGCGAGAACGUGCGGGACGUGCUGGGCCGCCUCGGCUCGGAGGCAUCGCGAAGCGUUGGGAUGUACAAGGUGCACGGGACGGCGGUGGAGGCGGUCGUGGGGGGUGUAUUUCAUCAGUUCGGCGGCUCAGUCGCCCAUAGGCUGUUCCAUACGCGGAUGCUCCCCCACCUCCUCCUGCCAGGGCGAUCCGAAGGCCUUCACGACGUAUUCCACGAGCAUGCGCUGCAGGUGUGCCAGCAGAUGGGCGGACCGAAUGGGGCGCUGGUCGUGCCAAGCUAG
This is a messenger RNA of Sparassis crispa, 822 nucleotides long. RefSeq lists its product as hypothetical. Gene Ontology annotation, biological process: RNA processing; mitochondrial translation. Gene Ontology annotation, cellular component: mitochondrial large ribosomal subunit. Gene Ontology annotation, molecular function: ribonuclease III activity; structural constituent of ribosome. The transcript is spliced from 4 exons. Bases 1 to 822 code for a protein of 273 amino acids. The record is from RefSeq and is a predicted model, not a curated record. Lineage: Eukaryota; Fungi; Basidiomycota; Agaricomycetes; Polyporales; Sparassidaceae.